UUCCGAAUCGAAAUCCUUAUAUUCGUUUCAGCUUUUACGUUCCACAGCAGCCCAGAGCGCCGCCAUGUCAGAGAAUGUUCCCCGGAGCAAACCCAAAGCCAGGAUCCGAAUCAAGAUUAUGACCACGAGUCUCUCACCAGUCCAUUACUAAAUGGCCAGCAUCGAUCCACUAAUUCCACCUCUCAGGUCGCCAUCGUAGGCGUCAAUCUCUGCCCCAUCGAAAGCCUCGACUACGAGAUUGCUGAGAAUGAUUUCUUCAAACAAGACUGGAGGACACGCGGAAAGAUCCAGAUUUUUCAAUAUAUUUUCAUGAAGUGGCUUCUCUGUUUCUUGAUUGGCGGUAUCGUCAGUCUCGUUGGUUUCUGUAAUAAUCUAGCCGUUGAGAACAUGGCCGGCGUUAAGUUCGUCAUCACAUCUAACAUGAUGUUAGCUGGAAGGUACGAGACGGCGUUUCUAGUGUUUUCUCUAUCCAAUUUGGGUUUAACUCUAUUUGCUGCCAUCAUUACGACGUUUAUUGCGCCAGCAGCGGCUGGCUCUGGUAUACCUGAAGUAAAGGCUUACUUGAAUGGCGUAGAUGCUCCGGGAAUAAUUUCAUUACGAACUUGUAUUGUUAAGAUUAUUGGAAGUAUUUCUGCAGUGUCAUCAUCUCUUCUGGUUGGAAAAGCAGGUCCUAUGGUGCAUACAGGUUCAUGCAUUGCAUCAUUAUUGGGACAGGGUGGGUCCAGAAGAUAUGGUUUAACAUGGAAGUGGCUUCGAUUCUUUAAGAACGAUAGAGACCGACGAGAUCUUGUAACAUGCGGAUCAGCAGCUGGAAUUGCUGCUGCUUUCCGCGCCCCAGUUGGAGGUGUGCUGUUUGCUCUUGAAGAAAUGGCAUCUUGGUGGACGAGUGGCCUCCUUUGGAGAGCUUUCUUUACGACUGCUGUGGUUGCAGUCAUACUACGAGCUCUAAUUGAUGUCUGUUUAAGUGGCAAGUGUGGGCUAUUUGGUAAAGGGGGUUUGAUAAUGUUUGAUGUGUAUUCAGCUAACAUUUCGUAUCACAUAGCCGAUGUUCCUCCGGUACUUCUUCUUGGAGUUGUUGGGGGCAUAUUGGGAAGUCUUUACAACUUCCUUUUAGAUAAGGUUCUCCGAGUUUACGCCAUCAUCAAUGAGAAAAGCAAUACUUACAAGAUCUUUAUUGCUUGUGCAAUUUCCAUUUUUACAUCUUGUUUGCUUUUUGGAUUACCAUGGCUCGCAUCUUGCCAACCAUGCCCAUUCGAUACAGCGGAAGCCUGUCCCACAAUAGGUCGAUCUGGUAACUACAAGAAAUUUCAAUGCCCUCCUGGUCACUACAAUGAUCUUGCAAGCCUCAUUUUCAACACAAAUGAUGAUGCUAUCAGAAAUCUUUUCAGCAGGAAUACUGACUCUGAGUUUCAGCAUUCAACAAUGCUCAUAUUCUUUGUCACCUGCUUCUUUCUAAGUAUUGUUAGCUCCGGGGUUGUUGCUCCAGCGGCUUUUGUACCAGUCAUAGUUACUGGAGCAUCUUAUGGGCGCUUCGUUGGAAUGUUACUUGGUUCUCACUCAAACCUUAAUCACGGUUUUUAUGCUGUGCUUGGGGCGGCCUCAUUUCUGGGUGGGUCUAUGAGGAUGACAGUCUUGUGUGUCAUAAUCUUGGAAUUGACCAAUAACCUCUUACUGUUACCAAUGAUCAUGAUUGUUCUUCUUGUUUCCAAAACUGUAGCUGAUGCUUUUAAUGGAAACAUUUAUGACCUUAUAAUGAAGGCAAAGGGUUUUCCUUACCUAAAAGCUCAUGCUGAACCUUAUAUGAGACAGCUCACAGUCGCUGAUGUUGUCUCUGGUCCGCUUCAGCUCUGUCACGGAAUUGAGAAGGUUGGAAAUGUAGUACACAUCCUCAAGACCACAAAUCAUCAUGGGUUUCCGGUUAUCGACGAACCUCCGCAUUCCGAAUCCCCAGUUUUGUAUGGUUUGAUCCUCCGUGCUCAUCUUAUUACACUGCUAAAGAAGAGAUCUUUCUUGCGCACCCCUGUGCGGAUAGGUGUUGAGGCCUUCAUGCAUUUCUCAGCAGAUGAGUUUGCAAAGAAGGGCUUAGGUAAGGUUGACAGGAUAGGAGACAUAAACUUAACCCAUGAAGAGAUGGAAAUGUUCUUGGACUUGCACCCUUUUACCAACGCCUCACCGUACACGGUUGUGGAGACAAUGUCACUUGCUAAGGCAAGCACACUUUUCCUUGAAAUGGGCUUGCGGCACCUUCUUGUCAUACCCAAAACGUCUAACGGAACACCAGUGGUGGGCAUACUAACAAGGCACGAUUUCAUGGCGGAACACGUACUAGGUUUGCACCCUUUAUUGGUAAAUAGUAAAUGGAAAAGAUUAAGGUUUCAUUUGCCUCUUAAAAUAUUUUAGGGGGUUCUUCAUCCAGCAGUCAUUUUUUAC
This is a messenger RNA of Hibiscus syriacus, 2430 nucleotides long. Its product is annotated as putative chloride channel-like protein CLC-g. The record is from RefSeq and is a predicted model, not a curated record. NCBI's taxonomy places the organism in Eukaryota, Viridiplantae, Streptophyta, Magnoliopsida, Malvales, Malvaceae. Gene Ontology annotation, molecular function: voltage-gated chloride channel activity. Gene Ontology annotation, biological process: transmembrane transport; chloride transport. Gene Ontology annotation, cellular component: plant-type vacuole membrane; intracellular membrane-bounded organelle.